Messenger RNA from Neltuma alba, 3837 nucleotides. Its product is annotated as protein PHLOEM PROTEIN 2-LIKE A10-like. Lineage: Eukaryota; Viridiplantae; Streptophyta; Magnoliopsida; Fabales; Fabaceae. The coding region runs from base 232 to 1503 and encodes 423 amino acids. The transcript is spliced from 2 exons. The record is from RefSeq and is a predicted model, not a curated record.
CGUCAACCAGCUCGAGUCGCACGAAGAACAAUCGAUUCACGCCGGCAGUUAAAGAUUUUAGUUUCGGUGAGUUUCCCAGAAAUGUUCUCUGGGCUUUGAUCAUCUUUAUCCACCUAUAUAUUUUCAUCCCCUCUGCUGCCACGUCCAGAGCUUAACACUCGUCAAUCCCUAGAAAUUUCGGUCCUCGUAAUUUGCAAAAUCUAGGGUUUCGGUUGCGGCAUUUCGCCUGCUAUGGACCUUCCGUUGCUGAGGAAGGGUUUAAAUUUCUCUCGGCGAAACAAGAACUGGCUUAUUUUACUUGCUGUUUUUGGGGCCUCCGGCUAUGGAGCUUACAGGGUCUAUCACUUGCCCUCUGUUUCGAGGAGGAGGAAACGGUUUAUGAAGCUCUUGGGAGCCCUCAUUUCUCUUGCUGAAAUGGUUUCCGAUUCUGCUGACACGAUUGGCAUUGUCUCCAGGGACAUGAAGGAAUACUUGAGUUCUGAUUCCAAUGAAAUUCCUAAUAGUUUGAAGCAAAUUUCGAAAAUUGCAAGGUCGGAGGAGUUCUCUGCAUCAUUGUCUAGAGUUACAGAGGCAUUACUUGCUGGGAUUCUGCGUGGAUAUGAAUCCCACAAGAGAAAUGAUCCUAACUCGGAGAUGGCUUCGGCCACUUCCAACUUUUCAGAUAGGGCAUUGGAAAGACUUUUCUCCAAGGCUGGAACUGGUUUUGUCUCUGUUGUCGUAGGUAGCUUUGCGCGGAAUCUGGUUUCGGGCUUUUACUCUAAUGGUGGAUCGAUCGAUAACUACAAUGAAGGGGCUUUGUCGAAGUCGUCGGAUGUACCUGCAUGGUUUAAUGUGAUUUGCAAUGACAAAUGUAGACAGGUGCUAGGAGAUUGCGUACAAAUCUUUGUAAGCACUGCGGUUGCCGUUUUUCUUGACAAAACAAUGGAUGUCAAUACUUAUGAUGAAUUUUUCACUGGACUGACCAAUCCGAAGCACCAGGACAAGGUCAGGGACAUUCUGGUUUCUCUAUGUAACGGUGCUGUGGAAACAUUUGUUAGAACAUUUCACGAAGUAUUGACAAAUCCAAGUGUAAAUUCAAAUCCAUGUUCGUCCUCGUCUUCAGUUGUUCAUGUGAAUGAAUAUCCGGCUGCAACAGAGGACGGAUGCUUGAAGCGAGAAGAAUAUUUUCAGCAAAUUAGACUUGGAAGCUCUAUUAACGGAGUUCAGGAUAAUACUUGGCUUGAACAAAUCUCAUCAACGCUAUUAGUACCAGCGAACCGAAAAUUUAUGCUUGAUGUGACAGGGAGAGUGACAUUCGAAACGGUUAGAUCGUUCAUGGAGUUUCUGUUAUGGAGGAUAACAGAUUGCACGAAAAGAAGUCUGAGUAAAGUUCAUGACGAGACCGUUGGCAAAGGAUUGGCGCUUGUCAGAUAUGUUGGCGCCAAAUCAUCCGUUAUUCUUACAAUGUGUCUUGCAAUGUAUUUACAUAUUCUUGGUGGUAGUAGGAUUGCCGUACCUGCCUAGUUUGAUGAUUAUUUCAAACCCAUAAAGCAUAGUACUUUUAGAACCUAGGGACAGCAAAAAUUUGAUGUUAAACGCCUAUAUUCUUUCCAAGUAUUAUAAAUAGAGUUAAUAUGGUGUCAAAAAGAUUGGCUAUAAUGUUUAGCUGUCUUCUUUACCAUACUAAAAAUCUGAAAUGGUUUGGUGCUCCUAAUGUUUAACCUGAUGCAUGUAUGCAACAAUUAUUUGUUGAAUUCAAUGUCUAUUUGUACAAAAGUGCCAAUCUCUAUAACGUGUUCAGGGAAGACAAAAGAUAACUAAGCAAGCAGCCCUAUAGUUGUAAGUUUAUUGACAAUCCAUGUUAUAGCUCUGUAUAUAAAAUGGUUGUAUUACCCUACAGAAGUUUAUGAACGCAAGUCAACCAAUUUUACCUUGCCUCCUGAUAUUUCCUUUCUUUGUUUUUUUCCCCUCCAGUCAUACAGCUUAGGGAACGAUUGAUUAUGUGGCUUUUCUUUCUCUUAGUUUUGGAUUCCCUAACACUGUUUAUUGUAUGUAAGUGCCAAGUGGCGACUCUUCCUAUAUGUUGCAUCUUUGAAGAGUUUGCCUCUCUCUCAGGUUUGAGAAUGAAUCCAUUCUUUCUGUUGGCUGUUCGUGGUUUUAUACAAAUAGACAGAACUUCCAUUCCAAUAACUUUCACCGAGAAUUCCUUCACCUUAUGAUUCUCUGUAUGCACAGAUAUGUGUGGUUCACUGUGCAAAACAUAGUCCUGUGGUUACUGAAUACAAUGUUAGCGGAAAAACAUGUGCACCUGAAGGCACAAUCUUUGACAACUUGGGAAUACAGGUGAUAUUUUUUAUGAUUUUCAGAUUAUAGCAUUCUUGCACGAGCAGAACACCCGCCUAAAUUCUCAAAGACAUCUCACUAGCUAAUUUGAAGGAAAGGGAUCAAGGGACCCUGAGGCCAUCCCUAAAAUCUAUGCAUCUGAGGAUACUUUGGUACCAUUUGGUACGAAGCAUUGAAAAUGAGGGACUGGAAUUGGGAUUAAAAUUGAGAAAAUAGUGUUUAACAUGAGAGAUUGUUUAUUACAUGAGAUUAGACAAACCUAUGUGGGAUUGGGGAAUACUAUGGGAGGAAGUGGUAAUCCCCAAUCCUACUUUCAUGAGUUUGCUUAAUGUCAUGUAAAAGUAACUAAUCAUACUAAAGACUUUUUUAAUGAUUUUUCUCAAGUGCAAUCCUAAUGCCUAUCUCUCAUUUUCAAUAGUUCAUACUAUACGGGGCCUUUAAGUUAAGGAUGUUAUUUUUUUCCCUUUACGUAGACAUUUAAUGCUUCUGUACUCUGUAAGUUUUGCAUCAUGACUAUCUGCUUUGGAAAAAAGCAUUUUUUUUGAAACGUUCAAGUAUGUAAUACUUGGGAAAACGUGGAUUUGAGCCAGAAAUUUAAAGACUGAUGGCCGUAGAUUUAAAAUGAUGAGUAGAAGGCUUGGAUGGCCUUUGUUUCAGACAAGUAAUGGAUAUAGCAUCAUAACUUUUUUUCCACUGUAUAAUAAUAUAAUCAAUAUUGGCAUGGGCAUUAAGUCCUUUUGUAUUGGCGGUGCAACUUUGUAGCAUUCAAUUGUUUUACAGCUUCUUGUACUGGCUCGAUUGCCAUGUCUUCUUGACACAGCAAUGUGUUCUGCCCUUUGCAAUGAGUCCACCCUGUAGUAUAAGGAUGAUAAAGGGAAGUGCGAAAAAAUUGGAAUGUCAACUGAAGUGACACUUCAUGUCCUGGCAGAAAAAGUUGGUAUUUUUAACAUUUUUUUGUGACUCCUCUUUAUGGCAAUAUUAUGCUAAAGUUAUGCUUCAGCAUGCUGGUCAAUUUUGCUGUUUCAUUAAUGUUCUUCUGUCAACAUAGCAGUGUACUCAUACACCUUUAAGGAGAUCAUGGACGUAAAGAAUACCUCAUAUCUACUAUUCGUUAUUUUGUCAAUUUCCAUGCUUUUGACGAUCUGCAGAUAGAUCUGUUGGAUUUUUCUCGAGAUCGGAAAAUGAUGAGUGUCUUUUGCAACCGAAAUCAGCUUCAUGUGUUGUUCUCCAAGGAUGCUCCAGAGGGUAUCCUGUCUAGAUGUACAGCUAUCAUGUGCUAUGAUGAUGGUUCCAUUGCGAUACUUACUGCCAAUAUUCGAGCUGAGCUAGACUCAAGGUUCCACAGCAGCAAACACCUCAAAGGGGGAAGAACAAAGUGAUCGGAGUAAUAAAGGUGGUGGCUGUUUGAAGCAAUGUUUUGCUAUUCUAUAUAUGUAUUUCCUUACUUGUUUUGGUGCUGUGCGCGUACAAGUUAUUAUAAUAAUCCGAGGAUUUAUGAAAAGGUUUCAAGUUUUU